UGAUGAUUGUUAUGACAUCUCCUGCACUACUUCCUCACCGGGCUGGGCACUUCAGCUCAAUGUCUCUCCCACCAGACCAUCGUGGGAGGCACCCAGGAUCCCAGAGUCAGCCAGCCACAAACCAGACCCUCUGAUGCCUUCAUGCCCGUGGUUUCUUUAAAUGCCUUGAAUCCUUCCUGCUCAUUAGCUAUACCCUGCUGUACUCCAUGGAGGUCCUGAUUCCCACAGAGCUUGGAAAUGAGGGAAGGGAUGACAUGCUUUUCCAUCAGCACACUUAUCCCAGAGGAGCCACCCAGCGUGCACCACUCAGCUACUGACAGUUAUGGCGACGAUUGUGAUGGAGAGAAUUGGGCGAGUGUUCAUCAGCCUGCAGCAGAUCAGGGAGGUUCCCCGGAUGCUGACUGAGGCAGCCCCCUCCAUGCCAGGCACAGUAAGAGACGCUGAGGUUCCCCAUUACUUCAGGGAGCGCUACGUCUGCACCGGCUACCGACCACUCAACCAAAACUGGCGUUACUACUUCCUGUCUUUAUUCCAGCGCCACAAUGAGACCAUCAACAUCUGGACUCACCUGCUGGCGUUUUUAGUUUUCCUGGUUAAAUUGAGCCAACUCGCUGAGACUGUGGACUUUGCUGGCGAUCCUCAUUCGUGGCCCCUGUUGGUCCUGUUCCUGUCCUCCCUGACCUACUCGGCAUUCAGUGUGGCAGCUCACCUACUGGGUGGCAAGUCUGAGCUGUGUCACUAUACCUUCUUCUUUCUGGACUAUGUUGGGGUAGCACAGUAUCAGUAUGGCAGUGCUAUAGUUCACUUUUACUAUGCUGUGGAUGAGAGCUUGCACAGACAUGUGCAUGGGAUCUUCAUGCCCGCUGCCACUGUUCUCAGCUGUCUGUCAUGCCUGGGUUGCUGCUAUGGCAAAUACUGCAACCACAGCCUACCGACCUGGGUGCGUAAGGUGUGCCAGGUGGUGCCCUCAGCACUCGCCUAUGUCUGGGACAGCAGUCCUGUGGCUAAAAGACUCAUGUCAUGGUCUACAGCCAGCAAUGACCCAGCCAUUGUCUAUCACUUUGGCCAGGUGGCUUUCUUUCUUAGUUGCGCCUUCUUCUUCACCUACCCCCUGCUAGAGCGCUGCUUCCCUGGGAGGUGUGACUUUCUGGGACAGAGUCAUCAGAUCUUCCAUGUUUUUCUAUCUUGCUGCUCUCUGUGUCAGAUUCAUGCGUCCUACCUCGACUACGUGGGCCGCAGGGAGCUGUACUCACGCCUGCAUAGGAAUGGGGAGGCUGCUCUCUUUGUGGGACUGUACGUGGUCACUUUGGUCGCAUGUGCGCUAAUUGUUGCCUUCAUGCUGAGGAAAGUCAAACAAGUGGUUGACUUUCAAACCAAGUCCAUAUAACAUAUUAGAUGUUGUAGGAACUAUGUGCAAAAGCAUUUAUGUGCCUUUCCUUCCAGACUUAAUGCUUUGACAGAAAGGGAACUAGUCAUAUUUGCUGUGGGCUUGUAUUAUGUAAGUGGAUUUUGACAUUUCAACAACAGUAAGCGUAAGAUUACAAGAGGGAUACGUAAUGAUAUUAGGAGUUAGUGUUUGAGCACUGAUUUGUAUUAGAAUUUUUAUAAUAAUUCACAGUAUCAGUAUUUUUCAUGCAUCAGCAAAGGCCGGUGCUUUUUGAAAAAGGGAACAUAAAAAAAAUCUGAUUCUCAAAACUUAAAAUCAUUAGCAUUAUAAAUUCACUACUGUUGCUGAUAAAAUUAGAUUGUAUUGUGUAUAUGUGGAUAUGAGCAAUCACUUGAUUGUGUCUUAUUGGAACUCUUUCAUGCGUGGGAGUUAAAAGGGAAAAGUGAGUGUGGGUGUUACAGGAGAGUACUGAUUAAAGAUGAAAUUACCAUGUUAAUAUAUGUCUUUGGGAAAUAAUAAUGCCUGCUACUGACCAAGAUGUAUAGACAGUACGAGUUAAAAAACAUCUUUUGGUGACAGGGCUGGUCUGGAGGCAGAAAUAACCUUUUUGAACAAUUGUCUCAUAAGCUUUGAAUUUCAUGUGUGCAACAUUGACUAAUGAUGUGAUCUCUUACUCUUGCCAUGUUGCUGUGCACUGCGUCAAAUUCCCCUGUUACUACUCUCUGAAAAUUACUGUGAGGUUCCAGAUGGAUGGGGAGAAUUGGAUAAUAUUUAUCAGGAGCGUGUUACAUUAUAUUACAUUAAUUUAGCUGAUGCUUGUUAUGGAAAGGGACUUAAAAUUGCCAGAGGUUGCAUGUCUUGCAAGCAAUUAGGGGUUAUGUGUGUUGCUAAGGGGUGUGAUACAGUGGGAUUUAAACCCCAGUCUCCCAUACCAAAGGCAUGUGUUUUGUGCACUGUGAAAGAAACAAGCUUCCAAAACUUUAUCUUGAUUGUUAUCUUUAAAAUACAGUAUAAUAUGCAUCUAGCCUACCACCUGGCCAAGAUAUAUCUGUAGGAUACCAAACUGUAUUUUCAAUGACAAAACAUAACUAGUUAAACCUCACUUGUCUGAUCCAAUUACGCUCUGCCUCUUAUUAAUGUUUGGAUUAACUGAAACUCCAAUUGGGAACCGAGUUCUACCUUAUUGUGCCUGUUGAUAUACUGUGUUGUUAAUUGUUUAUUUUCUUGACAUUAUGCAAAAACUGUAGGAUUUUGUCAAUCAAUCUAUUGGCAAAUGAAAUGCAUUUUAAACAAUGGCCUCCUGCUUGUGAUAUUCCCAAUCCACCUGCUGUACAAAUAGAUCUUUUAUGUUUUUCUAUUUUUUCCUGCCAGCAAAGCAACAGCAGCUCCUGUUUACUAGACUGGUUAUUUAUGGCUGGACCCAAGACCAAGAGCUAAAGAAGGAGAUGAAAUGAUAGUGCUUGGAAUGGUUAAUAGCAUAAAAAUGUAUUGUUAUUGUAUCAUUUCGGAACCACUGUAAUUUAAGUGUUAAAAAAAGGAAAACCUCUUAUAGUAUGACAUUUUAAAAAUGGAAUGUAUGCUGUUUUGGAUAUACUGUGCAUUAAUGCAGGUACUGUAGCCUUUUUUUAUGGGAGAAGGGUUGAAAAAAAUACUAUACUGUACCAUGAAAAUCGUUAUACCAUGCCAAAUCUGAUGGCUGUUUCUUAAUGGAUGUCUCCAUAGCAACCUGUUAAACAGUGUUACUCCUGGCAGGACCUCAGCUGUUGUUUACAUACUCUGAGGAUUCACCUGACACUGCAAUGCUGAGCAUGAGUGUUGGUAAUUUGUAAGAUCAGGCUAAGGACUAGCACAUUGUGAAUCUGUGCCUUAUUGUACUGAAUCAACAUAUCAUGGACAUGUAGGCCAAGACACAGAGUAGGACCGUAUGCAAGGGCAGCAUGUCCUCUGUAAUGGGAGAAAAGAACAAACUGGGGUGAGUUAAUUAAAAUGUUCCUUUCAUUCAACAUCUUACCAAUUAGGUGGCAUGUCACCGUUAAAAUUCUCUAUCACUUAUCUGUGCUAAGGGUCCUUAAAACAGUACCACUAAUAGAAAGAGAUGUCAGUUUGGCAGCUGUUACCUCAGUCAAUGUAGGAAACAUGGGUUCUAUUUUUUCCCUCCCUGACUGCCACUGACAUGUCACAUGUGUGAUGUGUAGGCCUGGCUGGCAACCCACUUGGAGUUAGUUGCGUUUAUGGAAGUCACGGGGCUACAUGCGGUGUGAGCUCUUUACUCGCAUAUGCCCCCUAAAAAUAGAUAGGCCUACGUGCAAACCGGAAAAAAAUGAUUUACCAUGAUUUUACAGUGUGCAAGUAAAGACUACAACCAACCGUAACUUUUCUCUAUCCACCACCUCCGCUGCUGAUCAUUCAAAACUGUGGUAAUGGCCAUCGGGAGCAGCGGGAGAAAUCCCGGUGGGGCGGUCUCUCUGUGGGCCGCUGGAGCAGCCCGUUAUACAAAAACAGUGACAGAGAUGCGUUGUCUGCAGCUGAACCGGUAAGAGAGAAGACAAUAGGAAUCAUAUAAGCAUGGUUUGGCUGUUCAGCUGUAUCGGCGCUUUAUGGUAAAACAUGUUUAACUUUUCAUGAAGUUUAUGUGCUCGAUCGUCAAUGUCACUUUUUGUGGCGGGACAUAAAAGAAGUUUGACGUGCUACAGCAAACUUUGGAAAUGUUGAACUAUGUAAAUGCUUGAAUGGUUAUGAUUAUUUACAAGUCAGUACUUAGCUUUAACAAAUGAGAGACUAACCAUCAGUGUAGACCCUUUUCUUGCACAAUGAUUAAAAGAAUGAAAACCCACAAAAAAUGAAACUGCUGUCCAACUGGAGUUAAUAUUAUAGCUACUAGUGGUAAACUGUAUGGGAUAAGCUACUAUUAUUUGAAAUUAUAAUGAAUAAAGUAACAUGAUAUAAUUAAUACAGUAUACUAACAGUAUAUCAAAUAAAUCAACAUUGUACUAAGACACAACAUUAUACUAGUUACUCCUCCAGGUUGUGGAUGGUCCCUCUGCAGUGGACAGAUAUAGAUUUAGCCAGAGCCAGGAUACAGGCGUGCCAACAUGUGCUCCUUCUAGCAACCUCCUCCUGAGAGAAACACGUUCCCCUUGUUCUAUUUUACAUCUGUUUUACUAAAGUUAUUGAUAUCUAUAUUGUUCCGUAAUCUUGUUUACAUAAAGUGUGGCAUGGGUGGUGCUGGUAUAUCCUGUAUUGAUCCCUGGUUCAAAAAGUCCCACAGCGCACACACAUGCAGUAUACAUGUAUGUAUGUAAUAAAAUGUUAAUAAACUCUGUAUUAUUGAA
Micropterus dolomieu (smallmouth bass) is the source of this 4719-nucleotide messenger RNA. RefSeq names its product progestin and adipoQ receptor family member VII, a (gene paqr7a). Gene Ontology annotation, biological process: response to steroid hormone. Gene Ontology annotation, molecular function: nuclear steroid receptor activity; steroid binding. The record is from RefSeq and is a predicted model, not a curated record. The transcript is spliced from 2 exons. The coding region runs from base 323 to 1387 and encodes 354 amino acids. Gene Ontology annotation, cellular component: plasma membrane. NCBI's taxonomy places the organism in Eukaryota, Metazoa, Chordata, Actinopteri, Centrarchiformes, Centrarchidae.